AUGCAGCCAGGAGCAGCACUUGCGCUCGUCGUCGCCCUCGCGACCGGCGCGGCCCAAGCCCGCCUCGGGCCCUCGGAGCGCGCCGCCCCUCUGCGGCCCCGCAGCGCAGACGAAACCGUGACGGCGACGAGCAAAAAAGUCAUGGUCGAGUGCGGCCAGGGAGCUUCGUUGUCGGAGCUGUCGGAGCUGAUCACGGCGGCUGGCGGCAGCGUGGUCAAGACGUUCGACUCGGACGUCUUUGUCGGGCUGAGCGUCGAGACGGACGACGCCGAGAACAUCCAAAGUCUGGUGCGCGACGGCAGGGGCUUGGCGGCGCGCGCGUGGCCCGUGGGCAGGGUCGAGGUCCCGCCCGUGCAGCCCAGCUUGGCGUUUGGCGACGACGCGGCCGCGACGAAUUGGUCGGUGCACUACUCGACCGGCGUGGAUGCGCUUCAUCAAAAGGGGGUGCUGGGCAAGGGGGUUAGGAUUGCGGUCAUCGAUUCAGGGGUUGAAUAUACCCAUCCUGCCCUGGGCGGAGGACUGGGGGCUGGGUUCAAGGUCUCCGGGGGAUACGAUCUGGUCGGCGACGCGUACGAUGGCUCCAACGACAAGAUUCCCGAUGCUGAUCCCAUGGAUCAUCUUGGCCACGGUACUCAUGUGGCUGGCAUCAUAGCCGGGAAGAGUGACUUCUUUGUCGGUGUUGCGCCCGAGGCGGAAAUACUUGCGUUCAAGGUCUUUGGCGCUUUUGAAGGCACCGACGAAGACACCCUGGUCGACGCUACCAUCAUGGCCUACGAGGCCGGCGUCGACAUCAUCACGGCCAGCAUCGGGCGCGCCUCAGGCUGGGCGGACGGGGCCUGGGCAACCAUCGCCUCUCGCAUUGUCGACAAGGGUGUGCUCGUGACCAUCGCGGCCGGCAACAGCGGUGAGGAUGGCCCAGUGUAUGCCAGCAGCGGCUCGUCCGGCAAAGACGUCCUCGCUGUUGCUUCGGUCGACACCAGUCUCGUCCCCGCCAAGCCAUGGCACGCAACCUUUUCCCUCAACGGCACCUCCAACACCACCCUGAUGGCCUACAUGCCAUCCUCGAACCGCCCGCUGUGGAACUUCACCGGUCUCCCCAUAGUCACCCUCUCCCUGGACGCAACCAGUCCCUUUACCGGCUGCAACCCGCUCCCGGCAGACACGCCUGACCUUUCCAACUCAAUCGUGCUCGUCCGCCGCACUCAAUCGUGUUCCUACUACACCGUGCAAGCCAACCUGGAGCCCUUCAACGCCACCGCCAUCCUUAUCCAGAACAACGACAACCGGCCCUUCUCCCCCGUCAACAACAACCAAUACAGAUCCGUGGUGGCCGUGGUCGACUCCCCCUCCGGCACAGCAAUCCUCGCCACCCUCAGCGCCGGCGGCACCGUCACAGCCGACUUCACCCCGCCGUCGGAUCCAGACUGGGCCGUCGGCUUCCGCGACUCGGCCGGGGGGAUCCCGUCCUACUUCUCCUCGUGGGGCGGCACCAACGAGCUCGAAAUCAAGCCCGACGUGGCCGCGCCAGGCGACGACAUCUACAGCACCUAUCUCAACGGCCGCUACGCCGUCCUGAGCGGCACGUCGAUGGCCACGCCCUACCUGGCCGGCGUCGCGGCGCUGUACAUCAGCCGGCACGGCGGGCGCGCCACGCACGGCCCGGGCUUCGCGCGCUGGCUGGCUCGGCGCAUCGUCAGCAGCGGCGAGACGCUGCCGUGGCAGGCGAUGCAGCCUCAGGCCGCGCCGAUCGACUAUGGCUUCGCGGCGCCCGUGGCCCAGGUCGGCGGCGGCUUGGUCAACGCCACCAAGCUGCUGGAGCAGGCGACGGCCGUGUCGUUUGACGCGUUCGCGCUGAACGACACGGCCAAUUUUCGAGGCGAUCACAGCGUCGAGAUUACGAAUAAUGGUCCCGCCCCGCUGACGUAUACUUUUGGGUUGCAGCCUGCGGGUGCGUUCGACAUGCAGGGCAGGACGUCCGGGCUUUUGGCUGAUGUUCUUGACGUGAAGCCGUUUGCUUUGGUGCCCAAUGUGACUUUUCCAGAAGGAACGUUUAUUGUGCAGCCCGGGGAGGCCAAGGUUGCUAGGUUCACGUUUGUUGCACCAACUGUCGGUGAUGAAUCCAAGCUGCCAAUCUACAGCGGGAAGGUUCUGAUCAAAGCCAACAAUGGAGACAGUGUGGGUAUUCCGUACUAUGGGGCUGCCUUCAACCUCAAGGCCCAGAUGAAGAACAAAAUUUUCCCUUCACCGUAUCCAGUCCAGAGAUCCGGCCCCCAAAACCAAAACAUAGAUGUUUACAACUCCUACGCUUUCAAUGUCAGCCUUCGAGCUCAAGACUUUCCCAAGAUCCAGACAAACUUCAAAUGGGGCGUGAAGGAGCUCCGGUGGGAUAUAUUCGACGCUACCUACAACGAAUCGCAGUGGUCGUACCCACCAGUCGUCGGGAGCGGCGGCUUUGUCGGCUCGGCGACGUACUCCAUGUCGGCAGGCCGGGCGCUCAACUUUGACCCGGCCACCAUGGACAGAGAGCGCGUGGCCCCGUUCCCGGUCACGGGCAUCGAGCGGACAUCAUCCUGGACCGAGCUCGGAAAGAGGUUCUGGUGGAUGGGCAAGCUGGCUAAUGGAAGCUACAUUGUGCCGGGCACCUACAGAAUGCGCUUUGCAGCAUUGACGCCGUUUGGUGAUCCGAAAGAAGCGGACGACUGGCACGUUUGGAAGACGCCAGACAUUACUAUCCGGCCUUAUCAGCUCUAA
Pyricularia pennisetigena is the source of this 2751-nucleotide messenger RNA. RefSeq lists its product as uncharacterized. Gene Ontology annotation, cellular component: cytosol. The transcript is spliced from 9 exons. Gene Ontology annotation, molecular function: serine-type endopeptidase activity; tripeptidyl-peptidase activity. NCBI's taxonomy places the organism in Eukaryota, Fungi, Ascomycota, Sordariomycetes, Magnaporthales, Pyriculariaceae. The coding region runs from base 1 to 2751 and encodes 916 amino acids. The record is from RefSeq and is a predicted model, not a curated record. Gene Ontology annotation, biological process: proteolysis.